GGCUGUGCUGUAGAGAGUCUGCUCGGAGACCUUCUGUGAGUUCCUGUCCGUCUGACUGACCUGUAAUAUGGGGGCCCAGCUAAGUACGGUGUCCAGGAUCCUCACCUCCCCGUUUUGGUUUAUCUUCAGCAUUUUCCAGAGAUUCUUCGGGAAGCCGCGUCCUGCCAUCACCUUAGAGAGCCCCGAUAUCAAAUAUGCGCUGAGGCUGAUCGAUAGAGAGGAGAUCAGCCAUGACACCAGGAGGUUCCGGUUUGCUCUCCCCUCCCCCGAGCAUGUCCUCGGCCUCCCCAUUGGGCAGCAUAUUUACCUCUCGGCGAGAGUGGACGGCAAUCUGGUGGUCAGACCCUACACCCCAGUUUCCAGCGAUGAUAAUAAAGGUUAUGUUGACCUUGUUGUGAAGAUCUACUUUAAAAACGUCCACCCCAAAUUCCCAGAAGGUGGAAAAAUGUCCCAGUAUCUGGACUCCCUGAGGAAAGACGAAACCAUUGAUUUCCGAGGACCAAGCGGCCUUCUCGUGUACAGUGGCAAAGGGACCUUCCAGAUCCGCCCAGACAAGAAGUCCCCCCCGGUCCCCAAAAAAGCAAAUCACCUGGGAAUGAUCGCUGGUGGGACAGGGAUCACCCCAAUGCUGCAGCUCAUUCGAGCCAUCCUAAAGGACAAGGAGGAUAAAACCAUCUGCUACUUGCUCUUUGCCAACCAGACGGAGAAAGACAUCCUGCUCCGCUCAGAACUGGAGGAGAUCCGCGCCAACCACCCGUCCCGCUUCAAACUGUGGUACACGCUAGACAGAGCCCCUGAAGAUUGGGACUACAGCCAGGGCUUUGUCAAUGAAGACAUGAUCAGCUCCUUUAUGCCUCCCCCCGGGGACGAUGUCCUGAUCCUGAUGUGCGGCCCCCCUCCCAUGGUCCAAUAUGCAAUCAACCCCAGCCUGGACAAGCUGUCGUACCCCCAGGACAGGAGAUUCGCCUACUAGAGGCCCGCCCCCUCCCGCAAGUCCCGCCCUUCGCUUUUAUCGGCACUUCAUAGGAAAGGGGCGACGGUGGAGCGGCCGGGAGUCUUUUUUUUUUUUUUUUUUUUUUUUGUUCAAUGAUUUGGUUUAACUUGCCCUUAGCUGGGAUGGGAAUUCGUCGUCACACAAAAUAACUUCUACAGAUGGAGCCAACCUUGUUGAGGCACCUUAUACACCUGCCUAUAAAUAUCCUAUGGGGUGUGUGUGAAAGAUGCAUCAACAAGGUUACCUCCACCUGUAAGCCCCGCCCCCUGCAGCAGACAAGUGCUACGUUCCCUAAUAUAGAGUAAUGUCAGCCUUUCUAACUGUCAGACGGACGUUACUCUUUUAUAAUCGUCAUCGCGAGGAGCUGAGCACAUGCAGCAUCCUGAUUGGCAGAUCCUUCAUCGUAGAUCGCAAUAGAAUCGGCCAAUGCAUUUGUGACCACUAGGGGGUGCUCUUACACGAGAGGCAUCUUUUCACUGAGCUGACAUUUAUUGCCUGAAACUGACAGUUGUGCUGCGAUUAUGGGAAGAGUUGUUUGGCUUGUACGACACUAAAGCUGCCAGGUAAUGCUUGAGAGUUAUUAUUAUUAUUAUUUUUAUUAUUAUUAAUAAUAAGGCUUUCCCUAGCCAUAUAAAGGCUGUAAACUCUAUCCCUGAAGUUGGUCAGACUCACUUUCUGUUUUAAGCUGCACUUAUUGCUCAUAUUCCUUGUUGCUUCGAACUGCCUAGCGUCCGGGGGUACUGGCAGGGGUCCCCUUAACUUCUAUUGUAGGGAAAUACGUUUGUAAGUCACCGGGGAAUACAGUCUGGGCUGCUGCUGCCCCUUUAAGGUCUAAGUGAGCCUGCCCAGCUUGGUAGAUAGAACUCAAUGCUAUUUGUGUGUUUUGCAGUUUGCUUUAAAAACAUGAAUAUUUUUGUUGAGAUUUAAGGGUUUUUUUUGGCGGCUGUACCGUAACCCAUGCCGUUGGCAAAUGUAAAGCGCUAGCUCUGCUGCCGAGUUUGUAUAUAAGGCGAGUUGGUCACUUUAAGUGCAGAGAUUUGUGUGUUAAAGAGACUCUUGUACUCUCUGUAGUGCAGUCAUUGUAUUGGUUGAACGCAUGCUCCGCCCACAGGAGAAGACUGUACCUUGUGCACCCCCUAGUAUUGAUUGGGGAAGUAAUGUGGGUCUGUCCAUAUGUAUGAAAAGAAAACGUCAGAGAGGGGGCGGUGCAGGCAGGUCAUGGAUUCUGUAUGAUAUAUAUGUCAGUUUAGCUACUCAUAACCUGCUUAUUUGUGUGUACAGCAUGCCCCGCCCCUGAGGAGCUGACUUGCAGUCCCUGCCCCUGAGGGAUCACCCAGUAAUUCAGUUCAUUGGUUUUUCCCCUAGAAAUCCUGGAGAGGAUCUUCUAAAGCCACUAUUUCCAGCCAGUUACCCUAGGCCAGGGGUGAACAUUUCUGCCCCCCAACAGUGUGUUUUAGGGAGAUCCCUUUACUGGUAAUUGGGGUACGGUCAUUCAGACAGAUGCACCUGUGCCCCAAAAAUGAACCCACCAGUGAUAGGAAGGAAGACCUCUAUAACCCACACACCCUGCUUUUGGGGGUCCUGUGGCCCUAAGAUUUGUUUUGGGGGGAGUCACCAACACUGAAGUAUAUUUGCACUAAAUUUAAAUGAUUUAAGGACGGACUUUAAAUUGAAACGUUGGAUUGUAAGCUCCUCUGGGGCAGGGACUGAGGGGAAGGAGUAACACGUAGGUGCUGUGUGAGUGAAGGAGAAUCAGUUUGGGUGCAAUUAAUAACAGGCGCCAUCGUAGAAGAAGUUUAAACCUCCAUUUGGGGCCACUGAUUCUUUGUUAGGGCCCCCUGACACUUAUCCGAAUGUGGGUGCAAGAGACUCCCCCCCCCCGUCCGAUGUAUGUGCAACGUGUAUUUGACCACGCCGGGCCCUAGGGAGAGUGAGUUCUGUAUUUGCCUUCCGGGGGAUGCCAAGUGCCUUUUGUAUAUCAGCCGAAAUCUUAUCUUGUAUUGUGCUUGUGCCCUGCGCCCCACCCACCCGACACAGAGGGGCGUGUCAUAUUUACCAAAGAGUAACCUGAGUGUAACCAUUACAUAUUAAAUAUGAAUUUGCUUUUGGC
This is a messenger RNA of Xenopus laevis (African clawed frog), 3104 nucleotides long. RefSeq names its product cytochrome b5 reductase 3 L homeolog (gene cyb5r3.L). Gene Ontology annotation, molecular function: oxidoreductase activity; FAD binding; cytochrome-b5 reductase activity, acting on NADH. Lineage: Eukaryota; Metazoa; Chordata; Amphibia; Anura; Pipidae. The record is from RefSeq and is marked provisional. Gene Ontology annotation, cellular component: endoplasmic reticulum membrane; membrane; mitochondrion.